AUGCAGCAACGGCUACUCCCAGACCCGAUCCAUCAAACCACACGCAUCUCGCCCCGCGUCUACUCACGUGACUGGGCGUCGGUGUUCACGCGCGCGGCGCGUCUUCGAACUUAUCAUCUUCGCAGUCCAGACGCCGAGAAAGAUCAAAUCAGCGCUCGCACUAUGGCCGAUGAAGAUCUGAAACUCUUUGAGCAAUGCCGUAUCUGCAUUGUUUGUUCCAAUGAUCUUCCUUUGGAAACGGCCGAGCAACUUGCAGCUGUUAUCGGAGAAUAUGGUGGUGAACCGUCCAUACACCAGUCAAGCCCUGAGAAAGAAGACACGAUCGAGUGCACCCAUAUCGUCGCAAGCAAUACCCAUUUCCACACCUAUGAUCUAGCUCGCAAGACAUUGAUCCCAGUAGUGAAGCCCUCUUGGAUUCACACCUCGCUUGCGAAACGGAAAGUGGCCAAUCCCCGCCAGCAUAGCCCUGAUCCGCGGCUAUUUCUCAGCGAUGUGGUGGUGACAUGUGGUGAUAUCCCCGAAGGCGACAAAGAUGCGAUUAUCGGCGGGGUCGUGGCCAAAGGAGGGCUAUACAGCCCUCGAAUGACUGGAAUGGUCACGCACUUGGUGGACUUGACAACGGAUUCGGAUAAGGCCCGAUUGGUUCUGGCCAAGAAAUUGCGUGUCAAGAUUGUGUUGCCACACUGGUUUGAUGACUGCUUGAAACUCGGCCAGCGGAUUGAUGAACGCCCUUAUACGUUACCCGAUCCGGAGAUUUUGCGCGCGGGAUUCGAUGCACCCGUCCGCUUCAACGAGAACAAGGUCUUAGCGGGCGCCUCCACCCCGGAGCCAUUGACAAUGCCUUCAACCUCCGGCGUGACCGGCGACAAGACGAGCGUCUUUGCAGGCAAAUCGAUCAUGCUCUCGCCAGACUUGGCCAUCGGCUCACAUAUGUUGGAAUCGAUUGAGACGGUACUCAAAGAAGGCGGUGCAAGCAUGACCACAAAUGUCGAAGACGCAGACUGGUUGAUCUGUCGAUUCCGCGAGGGGGUUGUGUACCGGGCAGCAUCUCGUCUGGACAAGACCGUGGGCAAUCUUGCGUGGCUGUACCACCUCAUGACCUUCAAUUCUUACACCCGUCCUUUGAGUCGACUGCUGCACUAUCCCGUGUCACGCACUCCCAUUCCAGGGUUUGAGGGAUUGAAGAUCAGCCUGUCCAAUUAUGUUGGAGAGGCCAGAAUCUACCUUGAGAAUUUGAUCGCCGCAGCUGGUGCUGAAUGUACAAAGACACUGAAGCAAGAGAACACUCAUCUCAUCACUGCUCACGGAAAUAGUGAGAAAUGCAGCGCCGCGCGAGAAUGGGGAUUGCAAGUCGUGAAUCACCUGUGGCUCGAAGACAGCUACGCCGCCUGGAAGCUGCAACCGGUGUCCAACCCCCGUUAUACCCAUUUCCCACUGCGCACAAAUCUUGGCGAUAUCGCUGGCCAGAAAAUGCUCGACCGUGAUGUCCUCGAGCGGAUUUUCUUCCCCGCCGAGCCCGUGGAAGAGCGUGAGAUCCCACAGCGUGGCGCUCGGACUCAAGAUCAGGACAGCAAAUCAAUGGACCCUCCUGCAGAGAAGCCGGACAAGGAAAACCUGCAUGCCACCGAGACCAGUCAGAGCACUCCCCAAAUAAAGACCAAGCGGGGCCGUCGGACCAGCGAGUCCAAGCAAGCGCAGACGCCUGCGCGAUCCCGGCUCGUUCCCGAUGACAAGGAAAAUGUGACACCUUCAUCUACUAAUAGCCGUAAAUCCAAGGAAGCGGCCGCGGCCCGGCUUCACGAGAUUGCACCAGACAUUGCCCUCUACGAGAAGGAGACAAAACGGGUUGGGGGUGUGAUCUAUGGUGGCCGGCGGAAAUCAGACGAGGACCGGAUCACCGUGAGCGCGAAGAAGCGCCGGUCCCUUGAGCCGCGAGAAGAGAGCGAAAGCGAACAAGCUUCGGACCCGAAGCGGCAGAAGAAAUCGCGACCACCCAUUUCAAUGCACUUGUUGAUUACUGGCUAUCAGAAAUGGGUGGGCAAGGGGAAUGAGAAGAAAGAGGAUGCAGACAAACGCACCCUACGAGACCUCGGAAUCAUGGUGGUUCAAGAUGCUCGCAAAUGCACACAUCUGGCCGCGCCCACCAUCUUGCGGACAGCCAAGUUUGUCAAUGCGCUGGCCUAUGCGCCAGUGAUUAUGCACACUGAUUUUGUUGACAGCUGUCUCAAGCAGAAUGAGCUGCUUGACCCGCGAGAUUUCCCGCUUGUGGAUAAGACCGCAGAAUCCAAGUUCCACAUCUCCCUCGCAAAAUCUCUUCAGAAUGCGAAGAAGAACAAGAACAAACUUCUGCAGGGGCUGCGCAUCUUCUGUAUUGAAGAUAUUCGAGGAGGAUUUGAUGCUUUCAAAUCCAUCGUGGAAGCCAAUGGCGGAGAGUGCCUACUUUUCCGCGGCCGUCUCGGACUUAACCACACUUCACGGCGCGAAGAAAGCGACGAUGAGGAUGAAGAGAUGCAAGGGGACGAGCCGGGUCGCAGUGAAGUGUAUCUUUUGAGUGGCCCAGAACGGAAACAUGCUCGAAUGUGGCCACGAUUCCGGCAAUUAGCCGGGGACGUUAAGCGCAAUCCUCGCAUCGUGCGUGUUGACUGGCUUCUGGACAUGGCCAUGUCACAGAAGCUCCGCCCGGCUGAUGAGUACGAGUUGAACGAAUCCUUGAUUGAAGAAGCAGAGGACUAG
Molecule: messenger RNA, 2733 nt
Organism: Penicillium oxalicum
Lineage: Eukaryota; Fungi; Ascomycota; Eurotiomycetes; Eurotiales; Aspergillaceae
Exons: 5
Coding region: 1-2733 (910 amino acids)
Biological process (GO): double-strand break repair; DNA double-strand break attachment to nuclear envelope
Cellular component (GO): nucleus; Cul8-RING ubiquitin ligase complex
Source: RefSeq, a predicted model, not a curated record